Molecule: messenger RNA, 1171 nt
Organism: Notodromas monacha
Lineage: Eukaryota; Metazoa; Arthropoda; Ostracoda; Podocopida; Cyprididae
Source: the annotation of a GenBank genome assembly
AUGUUUGGCUUUGAGGAUACGGUGAGACGUGAUCUUCAGUUCACGAUUUAUGGAGUAUUCGGAAUAGCAGCGGGAGUCCUGAAUUUGUGGUUACCCGAGACCGCGGGCAGACCGAUGCCUCAGACAAUGUCUGAUCUGAUCCUCGGCCUGAAUAAUGGACUUCACAAAGUGCGAAAAUCAAGGGUUGUUCAGUUGACUAAAAAUGGACUUCGAGGACUCAGGGAAUACGUCGAGGAGGAAAUGGCGAUGGUACCUAUAACGGACCCAGAAGCGGAAUCCGAAACGUCUUCAAUCAGUAUACGUGCGAGGCGGGAGUUCGUCAAGUACACAAAAGUUUUUCCAUUUGGAAGCUUCUUCGACUUGAAGGCCAAAUGGUAUCGCAGGGUUUUCGGCACACUUGAAGCCGUCUUCGGAUUGCUUAUGGCGAUUAUUCCGAUCGCAAUCGUCAAGGAUGUGUCGAACAGCGUGCUUUUGACCUUGACUCUGCUGAUGGGAUACAAUCAUUACGCAGUCAGCAAUCAGUUCGAGAAGUUCGCCCCGUUUUUGGUGUUUUUCUUUCUGCUGUGUUGUCGAUUGAUAAUCUCAUGGCAAAUCAGAAGGAAGGAAAGGAGGCAACAGCUUCGCGAAGAAGCAGAGAAGACACUGGAGGAGGAAAAGAAAGUCAAAUGAUCUUCAUUUUUGCGCCUUCGAGGGUCCGAUCAAAAAUCCUCCGUGACCCCCAUGGAAUUCCCUUACGCGAUUUUAGCAAUUUUUGCAGCACAUCAUGUUUUCCUUGUCUAGUCAUAUUGGUUGCAUAUUUUUGUUCAGCACGUAUGCCUGACUGUGAUGUUAGGCAUACCAAACCUAGUCCUUUGGACCUCAAGGAAUCUUUCUCAGUGCGAUGACGCACAUAUCAAAAGCCUGUGUUCCCGGUUAUUUGCUCACUGAUUUUUUAUGACACGAAAUGAAAUCGGUGUGUGUGUGUGGGUGAAGCACAUUUGCUCAAAUUUUUUGAAUAAGUGGGUUUGCUUAAGAUGGCAUCAUACGCACGGGAUCUCGAGCUGUAUAAAACUUCGUUGUUGUUACUUCAUCGAACCUCGGUUUCUUGAGCCCUUGUGCGGUGUUGUGGUCCAAUGAUAUUCAGUGUUCUAGUAUUACACUACAUGUGCAAUAAAAACCUCUUCGUCAAGUC